Messenger RNA from Mya arenaria, 3924 nucleotides. RefSeq names its product valine--tRNA ligase-like. The record is from RefSeq and is a predicted model, not a curated record. The transcript is spliced from 25 exons. Lineage: Eukaryota; Metazoa; Mollusca; Bivalvia; Myida; Myidae. Gene Ontology annotation, biological process: valyl-tRNA aminoacylation. Gene Ontology annotation, molecular function: aminoacyl-tRNA deacylase activity; ATP binding; valine-tRNA ligase activity. Gene Ontology annotation, cellular component: cytosol. The coding region runs from base 133 to 3339 and encodes 1068 amino acids.
GAACACUGAUGCAACACACAUGUCAUCGAAACACCGGUUUAUGUCAAUAUAGUACGAGUAACGUUAGAUAAGAACGCAAUCAGAAGGGAAUUGUUAAAUUAAUUCAUUGCACCAUUAUUUGUUACAUAUACUAUGGCUGACUCUUCAGCUUCUGAGAAGAACCCCCAGGGAUCGGGCCCCAAAGAAGGGGCAUCUGGCGACGGAGAAGGGGAGCUCCCGAAAGUUAAGAGCGAGAAGGAGCUGCAGAAGGAACAGAAAAGGCUCGAAAAGUUAGCAAAGUUUGAGGAGAAAAAGAGGAAGAAGGCAGAAACUGAUGCUCAGAAGAAGGCGAAAGUUGAGACUGAGGGUGAGAAGAAGAAGGUAGAGAAGAAAGAGAAAAAGGUGAUUAAAUAUGAAGUGCCUACGAAGGCAGGAGAAAAGAAAGAUACGAAGUGUGCCAUGCCAGAGGCAUACAGUCCAGGCUAUGUGGAGGCUGCCUGGUACGACUGGUGGGUUGAACAGGGAUUCUUCAAGCCGGAAUAUAAUGACCCUGGCAUGGAUACAGAGAAGCGUGGGUUGUUUAUGAUGGUAAUUCCGCCCCCGAAUGUGACUGGAUCCCUCCAUCUUGGCCACGCCCUCACAAAUGCUGUAGAAGACUGCAUCACUAGAUGGCAUCGAAUGAAUGGGAAGGUGACAUUGUGGAACCCGGGCUGUGACCACGCUGGUAUUGCCACCCAGGUUGUCGUGGAAAAGAAACUCUGGCGUGAACAGAAGAAGACCCGCCACGACCUUGGUCGAGAACAGUUCGUAAAGGAAAUAUGGAACUGGAAAAAUGAGAAAGGGGACCGUAUCUAUCACCAGUUGAAGACCCUAGGAGGAUCAUAUGAUUGGGACCGAGCCUGCUUCACCAUGGACGACAAACUGUGCGAGGCAGUAAAGGAAGCAUUUAUUCGUCUCCAUGAGAAGGGCCUGAUCUACCGGAGUGUGCGACUCGUGAACUGGUCAUGCACACUCAACUCAGCCAUCUCAGACAUUGAGGUGGACAAGAAGGAGCUGGACGGCCCAACCUACCUCCCUGUCCCUGGAUACAAGGACAAGGUUGAGUUUGGCUCCCUCAUCUCCUUCGCCUACCCCGUGGAGGACUCAAAAGAUGAGAUCAUUGUAGCCACUACACGUAUUGAGACCAUGCUCGGAGACACAGCUGUAGCUGUCCACCCUAAUGAUGAAAGAUACAAACAAUUCCAUGGGAAGUUUGUGAAACAUCCCCUUAUUGACCGGAGAAUGCCCAUUGUCUGUGAUGAGUUUGUGGACAUGACCUUUGGAACGGGUGCGGUAAAGAUCACACCUGCGCACGACCACAAUGACUACGAGGUUGGGGUUCGCCACAGUCUGCCCUUCCUCACCAUCAUCGAUGAUAAGGGAUUUAUCACCAGCGACUGCGGCGAGUUUGCUGGUAUGAAGCGUUUUGAUGCCCGGAAGGCGGUCCUGAAGGCUUUGAAGGACAAGGGGCUGGAUCGGGGGAAGGAGAAUAACCCUAUGGUUGUCCCUAUCUGCAGUCGCAGUAAGGAUGUGAUAGAGCCGUUGUUGAAGCCCCAGUGGUAUGUCGACAUGAAGGAAAUGGCUGACAACGCUUGCAAGGUUGUAAGGGAAGAGAAGCUGAAGAUUGUCCCUGACUCUCAUAAGAAGACCUGGUUUAACUGGCUGGAAAACUCAAGGGACUGGUGUAUAUCACGUCAGCUGUGGUGGGGUCACCGUAUCCCUGCAUUCUUUGCUGUCAUCGAUGACCCAUCAGUCCCACCAGGCCGGGAUACGGACGGGGAAUACUGGAUCACGGGGCGUGACAUUGAGGAGGCACGUAAGAAGGCUGCAGAGAAGUUCAAGGUUGCUCCGGAGAAAGUCAAGCUGGAACAAGAUCCUGAUGUAUUGGAUACCUGGUUCUCCUCAGCCCUCUUCCCCUUCUCAAUAUUUGGCUGGCCAGAAAAGACACCUGAUCUAAAGAAGUUUUACCCCGGCACGCUGCUGGAGACCGGCCAUGACAUCCUGUUCUUCUGGGUAGCCCGCAUGGUCAUGUUUGGAACAGCCCUCAUGGGGGAACUGCCCUUCACAGAGGUGUUCCUGCAUGCCAUGAUUCGUGAUGCCCAUGGUCGGAAGAUGAGCAAGUCACUAGGUAACGUCAUAGACCCUCUAGAUGUCAUCAACGGAAUCUCACUGGAGGAGCUACACAAUCGUCUUAAGGAUGGCAACUUGGAAGAUAAAGAAUUAAAGAAGGCAAAAGAGGGACAGAAACAAGACUACCCAAAUGGCAUACCAGAAUGUGGGACAGAUGCCCUCAGAUUUGCUCUCAUUGCCUACACUUCACAAGGUCGGGACAUCAACCUGGACGUGCUACGUGUACAAGGAUAUAGGUUUUUCUGCAAUAAACUCUGGAAUGCCACCAGAUUUGCCCUCAUAGCUCUGGGAGAAAACUUCAAACCCAAACCUACAUCUCAGCUGUCAGAUUCUGAAAAUGAGAUGGAGUUGUGGAUUCUUAGUCGACUUUCAUAUGCCGUGGAUACAUGUAAGACAGGGUUUGAGAAAUAUGACUUCCAGCUGGCAACCUCCGCAAUCUACAACUUCUGGCUGUACGAGCUUUGUGACUGGUAUCUGGAAAACAUCAAGCCAAUCAUCUAUGGUUCAGACGCGGAAGCGAAGGUUGUGUGCCAGGAUGUGUUGUACACGUGUCUGGAUGUGGGACUGCGUCUUCUCCACCCGUUCAUGCCCUUCGUCACGGAAGAACUCUACCAGCGGUUACCAAGGAGAUCAGACUCGGUCCCACCCAGCAUAUGUGUCACACCAUACCCAGUUCCCCAAGAUUUCCCGUGGAGAAACAUCAAGCUGGAGGAGGAGGUGGACUUCAUUGUGAAGAUCGUCAAGUCUGUACGCUCUGUACGCGGUGACUAUAACAUCACCAACAAACAGAAACCUGAAUUAUAUGUGCGAUGUUCAGACGAGGAGACCGCCACCCUCCUACGGACCCACACCGACCUCAUCCAGGUGACGACCUUGGCGGGCGAAGUCAAGGUCAUGGUGGAUGAAGCCCCACCUAAAGGAUGUGCCGUACAGACAGUCUCUGCCAAGUGUGAAACACACUUUAUGAUAAAGGACUUCAUUGACAUAGACAAGGAAGUUGUCAAGUUGACUGGGAAGAAGGAACGUCUCCAGGGGCAACUGAAGAAGAUUGAGGAUGCCAUGAAGAAGGACGACUACACCACUAAAGUGCCUGCGGAUGUCCAGGAACAGAACACUAGCAAGCAAUCAGAGUUAUCACAGGAGAUAGAGACACUGGCUGUUGCCAUGGAGAUGUUGUCCACCAUGAAAUAACGCUUCUCAACAACCUUGUGAUGAAAUAAUGCUUUUCAACAAUCUAAUGAUAAAAUUACACUUCUCAGAAACCUAGUGAUGAAAUAAUGCUUCUUAACAGCCUAGUGAUGAAAUAAUGCUUCUUAACAGCCUAGUGAUGAAAUAACGCUUCUCAACAACCUAUUGAUGAAAUAACGCUUCUCAACAACCUAGUGAUGAAAAAACGUUGUCAACAACCUAGUGAUGAAAUAACGCUCUUUAGCAACCUAUUGAUGAAAUAACGCUUCUCAACAACCUAGUGAUGAAAUAAUGCUUCUUAACAACCUAGUGAUGAAAUAAUACUUCUCAACAGCCUAGUGAUGAAAUAACACUUCUCAACAGCCUAGUGAUGAAAUAAUACUUCUCAACAGCCUAGUGAUGAAAUAACGCUUCUCAACAGCCUAGUGAUGAAAUAACGCUUCUCAACAACCUAGUGAUAAAUAACUUUUCUCAACAAACUAGUAAUUCUUUAGAAGAACUACAUGUAUAUAUAGUGCUAACAGAACUUUCAUUUCUUUUAUGAUGUGAUUCUUUGGACAGAAUAUACAAUAAAUUGCCUCUGAUCUA